AGGCACUGACUCUUGACCUGAAGCAGCAGCAGCAGUGUCAUCUGAAGCAUAUUGUCUCUCUUCUCAAAUUAAGAAAAAUUAUGAAGCUUCCAGUUUUGUUUUUGCUCAUUGUGGAAACAGCUUCUGCUAGUACAAUUAAUUUGGCUCUUACCGGAGAAGCGACCCAGAUUGACACAUACAAUGAGCUCGGAGCUGCUUCCAAUGCUAAUGACGGUAACUGUGAUUCUAUCUACUAUCAUAAGUCAUGCACCCACACAUUCACCACCACUGACCCCUGGUGGAGAGUGGACCUGAAAAACCCACACUUUGUUACCUCCAUCACCAUCACAAACAGAGGAGACUGCUGCCCUGAGAGACUGGACGGUGCUGAGAUCCGUGUGGGCAACUCCUUGGACAAUAAUGGGAACAACAAUAAACUAGUGGCUACGAUUUCCCACAUCGGACAAGGCAGUUCUGAAAAAUUUAUUGUAUGUCCACCUACUGAAGGACGUUAUGUCAAUGUAUUUCUACCAGGAACUGACAAGUAUUUGACCCUCUGUGAAGUGGAGGUCUACGGGGAGGCAGAUGCUAAAGUUAAUUUGGCUCUUACCGGAGAAGCGACCCAGAUUGACACAUACAAUGAGCUCGCGGCUGCUUCCAAUGCCAUUGAUGGUAACCGCAAUUCUAUCUACUAUGAUAACUCAUGCACCCACACAGCCACCACCACUAACCCCUGGUGGAGAGUGGACCUGAAAGACCCAUACUUUGUUACCUCCAUCACCAUCACAAACAGAGGAGACUGCUGUGCUCAGAGACUGGACGGUGCUGAGAUCCGUGUGGGCAACUCCUUGGACAAUAAUGGGAACAGCAAUAAACUAGUCGCUACGAUUUCCCACAUCGGACAAGGCAGUUCUGAAAAAUUUAUUGUAUGUCCACCUACUGAAGGACGUUAUGUCAAUGUAUUUCUACCAGGAACUGACAAGUAUUUGACCCUCUGUGAAGUGGAGGUCUACGGGGAGGCAGAUGCCAAUGUUAAUUUGGCUCUUACCGGUGCAGCGACCCAGAUUGACACAUACAAUGAGCUCGGAGCUGCUUCCAAUGCCAUUGAUGGUAACCGCAAUUCUGUCUACUAUGAUAAGUCAUGCACCCACACAGCCACCACCACUGACCCCUGGUGGAGAGUGGACCUGAAAGACCCACACUUUGUUACCUCCAUCACCAUCACGAACAGAAAAGACUGCUGCCCUGAGAGACUGGACGGUGCUGAGAUCCGUGUGGGCAACUCCUUGGACAAUAAUGGAAACAACAAUAAACUAGUGGCUACAGUUUCACACAUCCCAGCAGGCCGCUCUAAAACCUUCAUACUGGAUGGAGCUGUGGAGGGGCAGUAUGUGAACGUGCUCAUCCCAGGGACAGACAAGUAUUUGACCCUCUGUGAAGUGGAGGUCUAUGGAUACCAGAAAAAAGAUGCACCACCUGAAGAAGCAGGUGAACGACCUGUUUGAGAGGAGCAUAUGUGAGCUGAUCAUUCCCAACAAACUGAAUCAGAGACACCUUCUUAAAGGGAUAGUUCAGGAUUUUUGACAUAAAUCUGUAUGUCAUCCC
This is a messenger RNA of Boleophthalmus pectinirostris (great blue-spotted mudskipper), 1584 nucleotides long. RefSeq lists its product as uncharacterized. Bases 81 to 1484 code for a protein of 467 amino acids. The record is from RefSeq and is a predicted model, not a curated record. Lineage: Eukaryota; Metazoa; Chordata; Actinopteri; Gobiiformes; Gobiidae. The transcript is spliced from 9 exons.